AUGUGGCCACUGACCGUCGUUAGUUUCAUGUUGUAUUUCGUACCCUGCUACCAACAAUUCCCCCGCCUGUGUGCCACCCGGGAAUCCUUGCGCACCAAGGAGUGCUGCCCGCCCUGGCCGGGGGACGGCUCGGCCUGCGGAGCCAGCUCGGGCCGGGGCUUCUGUCGGGAUGUGGAGGUGCCGGACCGGCCCGACGGCCCGCAGUACCCGUUCUCUGGGCUGGACGACAGAGAGAAGUGGCCCCUGGUUUUCUACAACCGGACUUGCCAGUGCGCAGGGAACUUCAUGGGUUUCAACUGCGCGGACUGCAAGUUUGGCUACUUUGGGGUGAACUGCAAUGAGAGGAGAGAGUCUCUCAGGAGGAACAUAUUCCACCUGUCCCGGGCCGAGAGGAUCAGACUUGUGUCUUACCUGAACCUGGCCAAACAGACUGUCAGCAGGGACUAUGUUGUGGCCACGGGGACCUACCUGGAGAUGGGGAACGGAUCUAGCCCGAUGUUCGCCGACGUGUCCUUGUACGACGUGUUUGUGUGGAUGCAUUACUACGUGUCCCGCAACGCCCUGUUAGGGGGGCCGGGGAAUGUGUGGACCGAUGUGGACUUUGCCCACUGGGCGCCCGCCUUUCUCCCGUGGCACCGCUUAUACCUGCUGCACUGGGAGCAUGAGAUCAGGAAGUUGACCGGAGACAUGAGCUUCACCAUCCCGUACUGGGACUGGAGGGAUGCCCAGGGAUGUGACGUGUGCACGGACGACUUGAUGGGGGACCGGAGCCCCCAGGAUCCCAGUCUUCUCAGCCCCGGCUCGGUCUUCUCUUCUUGGAUGGUCCUGUGCUCCCUGGCAGGGGACUACAAUGACAGAGGGGUGUUAUGCGACGCCAGGGAGGAAGGCCCAUUGCGUCGUAACCCGGGAAACCAGGACCGCAAUGUGGUCGGACGACUGCCGACCUCCGCGGAGGUUGACUUCACCCUCGGCCUGACCGACUACGACACCGGAGCCAUGGACCGCGGCGCCAACAUGAGCUUCAGGAACACCCUGGAGGGAUUCGGGGAUCCCCAGACCGGGUUGGGAAACAGUCCUCGCAUGGGCAUGCACGCUGCCCUCCAUGUGUUCAUGAACGGAUCCAUGUCCUCCGUGCAGGGCUCGGCUAAUGACCCCAUAUUCCUCCUCCACCACGCCUUCGUCGACAGCAUUUAUGAGCAGUGGCUCAGGAGGCAUAGGCCGUCUCCGUCCCAGUAUCCGGAGUCUAAUGCCCCUAUCGGGCACAACAGCGAGUACCACAUGGUGCCCUUCCUGCCCCUCCACAGAAACAGAGAAUACUUCAUUUCCAGCAAGGACCUUGGAUACGAAUACUCCUAUCUGCUCGAUGCCAAUCAGAGGCUUGCAGAAUCCCUGCGUCCCUACCUGGAGGAGCUGCAGGAUGUGUGGCCCUGGCUGCUGCUUGCGGGGCUCACCGGAGGAAUUGUGGCGGGGGCCCUGGCUGCUGCGGUUGGCACUGCGAGACGGCGAUGCCUAGGGUCGUCUUGGCUGCAUGCGAGGAGGUGGAAAAACUUGUUUGCUCUCCCGGAGAGACAGCCGCUCAUCUGGAGCAAGGACUCUGUGGAAACUAGCCACCGUAACUACCACACAACUAUGUGA
This is a messenger RNA of Xiphias gladius (swordfish), 1635 nucleotides long. RefSeq names its product tyrosinase-like. Gene Ontology annotation, molecular function: tyrosinase activity. Lineage: Eukaryota; Metazoa; Chordata; Actinopteri; Istiophoriformes; Xiphiidae. The transcript is spliced from 5 exons. The record is from RefSeq and is a predicted model, not a curated record. Gene Ontology annotation, biological process: pigmentation; melanin biosynthetic process. The coding region runs from base 1 to 1635 and encodes 544 amino acids.